AUCACCCAUGGAACCUUUACGAGAACACUUCUGGCUGUGGGUGAUUCUUGGAAUGAUUUUUGUUUCCUUGGUAAUAAGUCUCAUCUUCAUCCUUAUCAACAAGUGUAUCUCCAAGAAAGGUAUGUCUUUUCAAUUAUGCUAUUACAUCAGUAGAAGCACUAUUAUGAGCGUUACAGAUCCAUUUUCAUCACUACUUAUAAGAACUGUCUUUUCAAAGUAUGUGCACAUUGUAUCAACAACUCUUAUCUUUUUUACAGCUGCUGAACAAUACAAUACAAAUACAUCAAGUCACACGACACCUGAGUUUUAUGCCCAGUAAGUCUCUUGCACUAUUUUCAACAAAAUUUCUAUUGACAUUUAUAGAGAUUGAUUUUGUCUACUCAUCAUUCAUUACCACAAUUAAAACCACAAGUUUGGUCCUCUAUUCCCCUCAAACCUUUGAAUCAAUUUAGGGCAAUUUGUUUUAGGCGUUCUUAGGGAAGGGAGAGGGGUCUUGUCAAAAGUAUUUUCCAAAGUGGAGAUCUAAUUUCUCGGGUUUCUCCCAUAUCCAGGAGCAGUAAAUAUCAUCCCAAAGAUCUGGAGGAUGAUUUGCCUCCUUUACCACCCAGGACUCAAUUUCUCACAUCCUGUCCCAGUAAGCAUCAGGUUUCUUGCGAUGAGCCUUGAAAUGCAAUCAUGAACACACAAUUGGAGUAAUAUUACACAAGGAUAAGCUGUUGGGUUAUAAUUCACAAUAGGAACCUUUUAAGCCCACACAGUAACAAAACCCUUUUUUGGGCCCUGUACAAUAUCAGCCUCAACUGUCAAUAAUGUGUGUGUCUUUGCUUUCCAGAGACCGAAAGCUAUGAGAACCUUGCAGAGCUACCUGACUAUGUUAAAGUAGAUGACAAGGCCCCUCCUCCACUGUACCAUCACACAGAUACACUGGUGUGUCAGGAUGUUUCCCAUGACCAUGAUGGCAUUUCAGAGGACUAUGAUAACAUCGGAGCAGACUGCCAGAGUGAGGACUAUGAUGAUCUGGGA
Molecule: messenger RNA, 1023 nt
Organism: Coregonus sp. 'balchen'
Lineage: Eukaryota; Metazoa; Chordata; Actinopteri; Salmoniformes; Salmonidae
Source: the annotation of a GenBank genome assembly